This is a messenger RNA of Paramuricea clavata, 3127 nucleotides long. NCBI's taxonomy places the organism in Eukaryota, Metazoa, Cnidaria, Anthozoa, Malacalcyonacea, Plexauridae. The record is from the annotation of a GenBank genome assembly.
AUGCCGAAGGAAACGCUUUUAAGGUAAGAAAAGUAACAAUAUGUUGAAUUCUAUAACAGCAUGUGUUAGAUCAUUAUUCCAUUAAUCUGCAUUUAACCAUUUUAAGAAUUAAGUAAAAUGUACCAAAAUCAUUACAGUCUUAUACUUAGGGACUAAGUCUAAGACUUAUAUAUGAAUAACUUCUAAGCCUCUCUAUAUCCAAAAGAAAGGAUAAAAAUGAUCAAGUAUCGUAUUAUUUGCCUUGUAAACGGUUAUUAAAAAAUAAAUCUUUGUUUCUAACCAGCUGGCUGUUAAUAUAACAUUUUAUCUAAAUGCACUCGUAGAUUUGCGCGUUCUUCGUUUUUUUUUUUCAGUAACGUUAUAUCUCAAAGUUUCACAAUAAGUUAUUUUUGUUUUUAUACAAUAAUGAAUAAUACUGAAAAUACAAGCAUCCAUAGGAUUAUUAGGGAUACCAGGACGCAACAUUUCGUCGAUUAAAAUGUCCAAUAUAUUACAAUACUAUAUGCAUGCCAAAUUUCAAAUCAGCAACUAUCACAACAAACGCUCCAUGAGCAGCCAAAACCAGUCUCAUACGGUCGUAUAAUCCAAAUUACGUUUGACAAGGCCUAUUUCACAAUUCAAAUCGAAAUUUAGCUGAGUUUAAUUAACAUCCUUCAUUUCAAAAGACGAAUAUAAUCCAAACGAAUUGUAUUUAACAUCUGCAUGACAUAGCAAUGUUACAUGCUUUGUCGUUGAUGAGAGUUCAGCCAGAGUGCGAAUUAGAAUUUUUCUGAUCUACAGUUAUUUUCAAAAUGCAGGUGUAAACGGGCCUUUGAAAUAUCUUGAACUGCAUGUCUGUGUCAGUGUAGGUAGAGGCAAUAAUAUGAACAAGCUUUCGUUGGUUGGGAUGCAACUACCUGAAAAUAUAAGGAGAAUUUCGACGUUUCGAGCGAAGGCCCUUCCUCUUGAGUUAGAGACCUUUUAAAGGGCCUUGCCUCGAAACGUCAAAAUUCUUCUUAUACCUUUAAAAUAUCUAAUAUACUUUUCAUAUUCUUUAGGAUCGCUUUGGUUUUGUUCACAUACUUUAUUUUCUACCCUCACUACCACCUCACUGAAAGUUUUUCAGGAUUUAAAUUAACCAGUUAUCGUAAUAAAGUGCUCGCAGAGGACAGCCAUUGUUUUCAAAACAUCACAGAAGUCAAGAUCUCAAAUUGUUUUCAACAUUGCCUUAGCAACUGUUUCUGCACAUCAUUUCAAAUGUGUGGAAGUACCUGUCAACUGUGUUCUGGUGGAGGGCUAGGGAUAAUACGUGAUCAAGAAGGAUGUUCGCACUUUAACUUCACAGCUGAUGAGGAGAAGGUAAGAUCACUAACCGCGCCUCUUGCAGUUUCGUUCUUACGACACAAAGGUGGAAGGGUCACUUAGGGGCUAACCCCAACCCACCCUGACAAUUACAUUCCCUGUGGAAGGAAACCGGAGUACCAUGAAAAAACCCACGACUUUCGGUAGAGAAUUGUCUUGGUCACGUGGGUGUCUCGGGUCCAGAACGAGGAUCGAACCCAUGAUCUCUGAGGAGAAAGCCGCUUGCUCUGAUGAUUGCGCACCGUGGGCGCAAAGGUAAAAAAAAGAGGAAAAGGGAAAAUAAUAAAGGAAAAACUAAUGGAAGGCAAGAAAAUAUAAGGAAUGACGGAAAGAUGUGUAUAGAAGGAAUGGAAUGAGAUCGAACAAUGAAAGGAUGGCAGACAGAAUGCUGAAUAGAAAGUUAGGUAAAAGCAUGGCUUAGCUUAUUAAUAUUCUUUUAUUCCUGCGAGUAAAUCUAAAAUGUUCCUGCGAAAAUGCAUCUUAUUUUAAAUUCUAUGACCUCAAUAGUGUUAAAGCACGCACGUGCAUUUUAAUGAUGCAUGGGUAAAAAAUAGACGGGCAGAAGAAAGAAAGAGUAAAGCUAGAGUGGAAAGGAAAAAGGUAUGGAAAGGGAGAAGAUAAUAAUAAAUUUAAAUUUAAGAAAGAAAAAACAAAUAUAAAGAAGGGAACAACGCCAUCAUCAAUGUAAAAUUCUUUAUUUCAGACUCUGACUGCUGACCAACAAUGUCAGAGAGGCUGCGCGGGGGGCAUCAACUGCUGUAUGACGUCACAACCUUGUUCCAAUGGGGGUACCUGUGUCCCUCAACACUCAACUGUUACCACGAGUCGUUUCACUUGCCAAGAUUGUGCUGAAGGCUAUACAGGGCAUCUAUGCCAAAUACCUAUAAAAUCCUGCCGUGGAUACAAGAAUGGCAGUCAAAUUGCAAAAAUAUAUAAAAUAUUUGACGACAAAAUGAAUCUAUUCUCAGUAUUUUGCGAUUUUGACAAAGAUCGAGCUUGGACGUUAAUACAAAGCUAUAAAUUUGCAAAUCACGACUAUUUCAAGGCUUCUUUCGUCAGCAAUAAACCAAACCGCACGAACUCGCCCAACGCCCAAAGUUACCGAAUGACGAAAGCCAGAAUGAAAGUGGUUGCUCAAGACUCCAGCAAGUGGCGUAUCACGUGCAACUAUGAACCAGGAGAGAAAAUUUCGUACACAGAUUAUGUGGAAACAACACUUGAAAAAUUGGACAUUUUAUCUUUUAACGGCAAUAAGUAAGAUAUGGCUUCUUGCUAAGCCUAGUUCCUUGACCUUGCACGCGCGGGCGAGUUACAGGCUGUCAUGAAUUUACGAUCCUGGUCAACCUGCAAACCUUGUCAAAUGCCACCCUAAAAUAGUAAGGCGGAAGCGAAAGGCCAUGCAUAAAUGGCUCCUUGCAUAAAUCCUCUAAAAAAAGAUUUCAUCCUUACCAUGAGUUCAUAAUUAAAUUAAUAAAUUCAUAAUUAAAUCCUUAAUAUUUGCAGGUGUGUUGAAGUUGAUUACAUCAGCAUCCGUGGCAAGAAUUGCACCAACUGUACAGCGUACAUGCUACAGUCGCAUAACAAAGACGUGAAUGCUUACUACAUGGGACUUCAUUUUGACUCGAGACAGGGACCCUCGUUCUCAUGUGAUCACAAUGCUAGCGAAGGCAGUCACAGUUGCGGCAAGCCAGGGGAAGACGAUUUUGGAUUUUAUGAUUGUUACAAUACGAAUCAUCGUUGCUCAGCAACCAGCGAAUCGCUGACGUCAGCGUGGUUGGGUGGAUAG